This is a messenger RNA of Closterium sp. Naga37s-1, 8823 nucleotides long. Lineage: Eukaryota; Viridiplantae; Streptophyta; Zygnematophyceae; Desmidiales; Closteriaceae. The record is from the annotation of a GenBank genome assembly.
AUGGAGGCGUCAGAGCGACGCCCCCUCGUGCCUCGCGCAGUCAGGUCCAGCGACCACACGAGCGCAGAUUCAUCGUCGCACCGCUCUUCGCAGCGCUCUUCGCACAGCCAUCGCAGUCACGACCUCCAUCCGUUGACGAGCAUCGUCGUAUUCUGCGGCUAUGGCGUCGCACUCCUCCUCGCAUUCAACGUCAUGCGAUUGGGGCCUGCGUUGCCCUCGUCGCAUCCCGUCGCAGCGUGCGACGCCUCGCGUGGUGACACGUGCGACUGGGCGACCCACGCGACCCACCAGCUGCUGCACCGCCCGUGGAGCCCUCCCGUGGCGGCGCUGGCCGUGCUGGGGUUCGCGCUGCUCUUGCUCCGCGCGCUUUCUGGGCAGGCGGCGCGAGUGCGCGCUCUGGAGAUGCGUUUGCGAGGGGCGAAGGGGGAACAGGCGGUUGAACAGGAGCGGGUGAGCAAGGGGGAAGAGGAGGAGAAUAUGGUGGAGAAGAAAGGGUGGAUAGGAAAAGAGAUUGACGGAGGGGAGGAGGAGAGUGCGAGAGCGAGAGGUGCGGAUGCAGGCACGGCGGUUGGCGCAUUGGUCUCACGCGAUGGGGACAUGGCUACGCGAGCUGCUGUCGACCUGCUGGUCCACGGGAUAGCCGCGCCCAUGAGAGGCGCGCUGGGCAUGCUGCGCCUGCUGGCGGCGACCGUGCGCGACCCCAUGCACCUCGACCUCAUCCACUCGCUCCACGCCUUCGCCGCGCACCUCACCCGCCUCGCCGCCGCCGCCAGCACCACGUGGCGCGCGCAGGCCGGCCCGCUGCCCGUGGUGACGUCAGCGGUGGACGUGCGGGGGGUGGCGGACGAGGUGGUGGCGGCGGUGGGCGGGGAGGCGCGCGAGAAGGGGGUGGAGCUGGCGUGCCUGGUCAUGGACGACGUGCCCCCGCUGCUGCUCUCCGACCCCCUCCUCCUCAAACAGCUGCUGCUGUGCGUGGCGGCGGCAGCAGUGCAGCGCACGGAGCAGGGCCACGUGCUGCUCUGCGUGCGCCUGCUGCACCCCCAAGAGGCCCUCCACCGCCAGCAGCAGCAGCGUGCGCAUGAGAAGCACCGAGUGGUGGCAGCGAUUGAGAAUGCGGGCGUGCAACCGAGGCACGGCGAGGACAACAGCCUGCUCCUGCCGCUCUCACGCAUGCCCCUCCCACCGCCCACCCACCACCACCCCCUCUCCCCGCCCCCCACCACAGCAUCCGCUUCUGCCUCCGCGGCCCCUUUCCCCUCCGUUUUCUCCGCGCCCUCCUCCCCCUCCUCCCUCUUCUCCAGCCCGGACCUCCUCGGGCUGGGCGGCAUCGCUCGGCGUCUAGCAGCCUAUGCUGCUCCGUGGAGCGAGCAGGGGGGGCAGGAACAGGCUGACAGCGGGGCGGGUGUGUUUGCAUCGCUCUCCGCUGACGCGUGGCUGCAGCAGGGGGGAAUGGCGCACAGCGAUGCCUAUGAGCACCGCCAGCAGCAGCGGCAGACGCAUCAACAGCAGAAUCGCCAGCAAAGGCAGGAGCAGCAGCGCUUCCAGCAGCAGCAACAGCAGAAUGAGCAGGAACAGGUGCAGAGGGAGGGGGGAAAGGACAGUUUGAGUGGGAGGCGGGUGGUGGACGGGCGGUGCAGCUGGGGCGCGUUGAGGCGGCUGCUGGACGACCAGGAGAGCCGAUUCGCUGCUGCCGUCUCACACGCUGUUGCCACUGGUAGCGCUGGUGCUGCUACUGCUGCGGCUGCUGGUGGUGGCAGCAGCAGUGGGAUGGGGCAGGUGUGGGUGGAGGUGGUAGUGGAGGACACGGGCACGGGCGUGCCGCAACCCGUGGUGGACGCACUCAACGCCAUGGAUGGCGCUAACGCUGCUGCCCGCGCCUGUGCUGCUCUACCAGAGGCGUUGCUGCCUCUCCAUGCCACCACGCCCCUGCUGCUCGCCCACGCACACCUCCUGGCGAGCUCUCUGGGCGGAUCUCUCUCGCUCACCACAGCACCCACGAUCGGCACCACCGUCGCCCUCACCAUCCCCAUGGCCCUCCCCCCUCUCGCCCCCACGCCCUCCUCCUCCCCCGCCCUUCUCCCCUCGGCCUCAUCACCUCCCCCUCCCCAUGCGCCUCUUCCCCCUGCCUUCCGCCCCGCCUCUGCGCCCUCCUUCCCCCGUGCAGGGGGAAGCAGCGGCAGCGAGGGGGGGUUGGCGGCGCUGGUGGGGCUGUGGGAGAGCGUGGGGGCGGACGGCGGGCUGUGGGAGGCCAUGGGGCUGGGGGGAGGCGCGGGGCAGGGCGGGGGGGCAAGGGAUCCCGGUGCUGCUGCAGCAGGGGAAGGCGCAGGGGAGGGGGGCGCAAGGGGGGGCGCAAGGGGGGGUGCACAUGAGGGGAAUGGGGGAGGAGGUGGCGAGGGUGGGGGUAGGGGCGGGUGGAUGGGGGAGGUGGGGGUGAGGGAGGUGGGGGCGGCGGAGAGGAGGGCGGUGAGGGAGAUGGGGGUGGUGGGGGGGGUGGGGGGCGAGCAGUGGGAGGUGGUGGCGCCGCUGGUGGAGCAGGUGCAGGGCGUGCGGUGCCUUGUGGUGGACAGCAACCCCAUCCGACAGCAGGCAAGCCCGCCCUCUGUAGCAGCGGCACUGCUGUCCCGCCUGGGCAUGGACGUGGAUCUCGCAGACAGUGUGGCUGACGCCGUCGCUGCCCUGCAGUGCGCCCCUCCCGCCCUGCACCCCGCACCCUUCUGUCUCUUCCAUGCAUGCCUCCUCCCCUCCGUGUAUUCAGCAGCAGCGGCAUGGCAGGAAGGGGUGGGGAGCGGUGGGAGCCGGUGGGACGUGGUGCUGGUGGAUGCAGACUGCGAUGGCACCCCGGGCUCUGGCCUUCUCCUCGGCUCCCAUGUGGCCCGCAUCAACGCCACCCAUGCCGCCGCCCAUGCCACCCAUAAUGCCUACUCCCACACUGCUGACCACGUUGCACAUGCUCCCGGAAGCGACUCUGCUGUUGCCCCCGCUGCUCCUGCUACGGUCUUUUCUGCAGGGGACAUGGACAGUGGGCAGGCAGCAGGGGCAGCAGCAGCGGCGGCAGGGGCAGGGGCAGAGACGGUGGGCAGAGGAGGGUUCACGCCAUUGGCAGAUGAUGGCGUGGGUGGGGAGGACGAGGGGGAUAGUGGGGCGAAAGAGGGGUGUGGUGGGGGGCCGGACAUGGGCGCAGGGCAGGCAGAGCAGAGGGCAUGGGGUGAGUGCAGAGAGGGCGAGCGUGGGGAGGGGGUGGUGGAAGGGCGUGUGGGGAGGAAGGAGCCGGGUGAGAGGGAGCAGUCACAGGAGCACGCACAGGCACAACCACAGCAGCAGCAGCAGCAACAGCGGGCAGAGGCAGAGGCAGAGGGAGAGCAGCAGCGGUGGGCGGAGAGUGCAGAGUCGCUAGUGUUGCCUGCCAUCUCAUGCAAGCUCGUGCUGGUGGCUCAGGCAACGAGUGAGGACAUGGCGUUGGCAGCAGCAUCACAUGGAUUUUCCUGCAUUGCCCUCAAGCCCCUCCGCACGCCAGUGCUCGCUACAGCCAUGCUGCAGGCCCUGGGCGUGAGUGCGAGGGAGGUGCAGCAGGCAGCAGCACAGCAGCAGCAGUUGCACCUCAGACGACUGCUGCGAGGCAAAGUGGUGCUGGUGGUGGACCCCUGCUUCACCACGCGCAAGGCAGCAGCAGUGGCCGUCUCCCAGUUCGCCGAUGCAGCCUGUGCCGUGGCCUCACCAGCAGAGGCCCUCGCACGCCUCUCCCCGCCCCACCACUUCCACCUCGUGCUGCUCUCCCUCUCCCUCCCUCAUUUCCCCCCAGCACUCUUUGUCCAGCGCCUGCGAGAGAUGGAAGCUGCUGCAGCUGGUGAGGCAGUAGCGGGAAGUGGGGAAUACAGGGGAGGUUCAAGAGAGGAUGCGGAGAUGACUAGAAGUGCCAGUGGCGGCAGUGCUGGAGUGGGUGGUGGUGGUGCAGAGGAGGCAUGCGGCAGCAGUGCUUGUCAGAUUCCAGUGCCCGUGCUGGGAAUGGUUACAGAUUUCCUCUCCAACGACAUGCCACCACGCAAGUCCUCUCCCUUCCGUUCCCCGCACGCUUCCGCCGCGUCGUCAUUCUCCUCCUCCUUCUCCGGUAGGAAGCUCGUCGCGCCAUGCAUACCACGGCCGGCGGUAGGCCGCGAUCGGCGGCGGUUGGCAGUGGUGUCGGCGGUUGGGAGCGCGGAGAGCGGAGGCGCGGAUGCGUUGGGGAUGGCGGGCGAGGCGUACGGGCAGAUGGCUGAGGCGCUGCUUAAUGGGCUACCCCCCGAGGUGGAGCAGGCGGUGGUGGCGGUGCACCGCGAGAUCGCGCAACUCGCGGCGGACGCGGGCCUCUCCAUUCCGCUCGACGACCCGGCGUCGCUACGCCAGUGGACGGUGGCGCUGGUGCUGCUCGUGCUGUACGCCGCCGCGCCCCCCGCGCCGCUCAUGGGGCUGCUCGACUUCCUCGUCGCGCCCCUGCACGCGCGCACCGACAAGGAGCUGGACCCGGCGCGGGUGAAGGUGGGGCGGCAGAUAGGCGAGGGCAGCUUCGGCGUGGUGUACGAGGGUUUCAUCUCCAACGGCAAGGCGGGCAAGGAGGGGCGGUGGGAGCGGAGGGUGGUGUUGAAGCGAGUGAAGUCGCGGGUGAAGCACUCCGAUGAGAUGAGGGACGUCGAACUCUACAUGAACCACCGCCUGCAGCGCACGGCGCCGGGCGUGUGUGCGCGGUUCAUAGGCACCAUGCAGGUGGCGGCAGAGCAGGCCAGCGGCAAGCUCGACGAGGGCGUGUGGCUGGUGUGGGAGUACCAGGGCGAUCGCACGCUGGACCAGUUCCUGCGCCACCGCUCCUACCCGCUCAACCUCGCCAAACACGUGCUGGGCGUCGACGACGCUUUGUUGCGGGGCAGCAAGGGCAGCAGCGAGGAGGAGAGGGAGCAGCAGGUGUGGAUGGAGUGGGAGGUGGCGCAGGAGGUCAUGAGGCAGAUUCUCUCCGACCUCAAGCACCUGCACUCCUGUGGAGUGGUGCACAGGGACGUGAAGCCGUCGAACCUGAUACUGGACGAGCUCGCGGGCAGUCUGUGCCUCAUCGACCUGGGCGCCUGUGUCGACCUGCGCUCCGGCCACAACUACGUACCCAACGAGACGGUGAUGGAUCCCAAGUACUGUGCACCGGAGCGCUUCGUCAUGCCGCCCGGCACUACGCCGCCCCUGCCGCCCGACCCGCUGGCGUCGCUGCUGUCGCCCUUCCUGUGGGCGCUCAACACACCCGACCGCUUUGACGUCUACUCCGCGGGCAUAGUGCUGAUGCAGCUGUGCAUGAAGCGACUGCGCAAUGCGUCUGCUCUGAAGGAGUUCAACGAGGAGUUGAGGCGGUGCGACCACGACCUGGCCAAGUGGAGGGCCACGUUCAACCCCAGCGAUGAUGACAUGGCCGUGCUCGAUGCCAAUGGCGGAGCGGCAUGGCAGUUGGCGCAGCAGCUGCUGAGGAAGCGACCCAACCACGAGGAAGCCGUGUGGCCCAGCGCCAUGGGCGGGCGGCCCUCCGCAGCCCAGGCGCUGCGCCACGCGUUCUUCUCCAUGCGCGCGCCAGAGCCCUUCCGCGCGUCACGCCUGGCGGCGGCCACACAGGCAGCGCUGUCAGGCACGGCGUACGCCACGCUGGGGCGCGGAGGGGGCGCCAUGGCGCAGGCCAAGGCGCGCGCUGCCCAGGAGAAGGCGCGGGUGGCGGGGCGGGUGGAGGGGCGCAAGGGCAGGGCGGGGGAGGAGAAGGGGGAGAAGGGCAAGGCGCGGAAAGAGGCUGGGGAGAAGGGGGGGAGUGCUGGGAAAAGGGGAGGGGAGGGGAUGGGCGUUGAAGGGCUAGUGAUGGCUUGGGGGGGCAGAGGGAGGGGGGAGAGAGAGGAUUUAGGGAGUGAGAGGAAGAGGGUUGGUGGGAAGAAGCAAGCGGGGAAGGAGGCGGAGGGGUCAGGGGAGGGGAGGGUGGAGGAGGGGGUGGUGUUUGCGCUGCAGCAGAUGUGGGCGGCUAGCAAUGGGGGAGGGGGGAGUGGCAGUGAGAGCAGGGGGAAGGGGCGCGAGGAGGGUGUGGGGUCGGAUGGCAGUGGGAAGGGGGAGAGGCGGGCGAGGAAGGCAGGGAAGGGUGAGGAGGGGGUGAAGGGGUCAAGGCAAGGGGCGGCAGCAGGCAAGGGGGAGGCGCAGGGGCAGGCGGGCGCACUGGGGGCAUUGGGCGCGCUGGGCGCAGGGGGGGGAGGGCAGGGGGCGGAGGUGGUGCUGGAGGCGCUGAGGCGGGUGCUGGGGGAGGGGGUGGGGGCGGAGGGGGGGAAGGGGGAGCAGGGCGCAGUGGAGGGGCCGGCAGUGCGGUGGGGGGAGGGGGGCGUGCAGGGCAUGGUGAGCGAGGGGCGGCGGGUAGUGAGGGAGGCGUUUACUGGCGCUGUGGUGGCGCAUGCGGAGGCGUACAGUGGGGGGGCGGAGGGCAGGGCGGGGGGGAAGGACUCGGGUUCGGGCAAGGACAAAGGGUCUGGUAAAGAGGGUGGGUCAGGCAGGGAGAAUGGAUCGGGCAAGGAUGGGAGUGCGGGGAGCAGGGAGAAGGUAGCAUCGGGUAAGAGCAAAGGGGGGUCAGGGAAGGGGGAUGGAGGCGAGGGGGGUGGGAGCAAGGGCAGUGGCAGGGGGGAGGCGAAGGAGGCAGGUGGGAAGGCGAGGAGGAAGAAGGAGGAGGGCAAGGGGGCGCGCAAGAGAGAGCUGGUGGCCGCAGCAAUGGGCAGCAGCGGCGGCAGCAGUGGCAGUGGUGGCAGUGGUGGCAGUGCAGUGGAGCUACCAUUCGACCUGCAGCGCUCCAAGGCAGGCGAGCAGAAGAGUGCAGGCGAAGCACGGCAGGUGAAGGGGAUGGGGGAAGGCGAAACGGGUGGGGGGGGAGGCGCACUGGCGCAGGCACUGCUGCAGUGGGUAAGGGGAAGGGCAGGCGGGGGAAGUGAUGCAGGCGGGGGGAGCAAGGGAGCAGCAGCACAGGGCGAUGGGGGGCGGGGAAGUGUCAAGCCCAGGGGUGGUCGAGGAGAGGAGGGCAGUCUGAGGAGAGCAGGGAAGCGAGGGAAUGGGGGGGAGAGUGGGGGUGGUGGGAUCUCGGGAGUGCGAGUGAGGUGGGGGCUGCUGGGGCUGGCAUCCAAGGGCGUGGAGAGAGGCAUGGAGCGCGCCAGAGGGGCAGGUAGGGCGGGCGUGGGAGGCGUGGGGGUGAAUGGCAGGAUGGGCGGGGUGAGACUCAAGCCCAGUGCCACUGCUGAUGUGGCAGACCCUGUGACGGACAACGGCAUCAUCACUGACAUCACUCUGGAUCCCCAGGCCAUUGCCGACGUCAGCCUGCUGCUGGCGCUGUGCAGUCAGGGUGACGAGGAGGAGAGGGAGAGUGGGGGAGAGAGUGGAAGCGAGGAGGGGAGUGAGAGGAGAUCUGCCGGAGUAGGGAGGCAGAUGCUUUACAACAGCAGCAGCAGCAGCAGCAGCAGUGAGGCUGGAGUAGAGCCAGCUGCCUCUGCCCCAUCAGACGCCUCUUCGAUGCAAGUGGGCCUCACGUCUGCACGCGCCCUGCCUUCCACCUCGUCCACUCUCGACCCCGACGCGCACCCACUGGCGGCAGCGCUGCUGGCAGAUGGCGGUGUGGGCGGUGGCGAGGGGGCGGUGGGUGUGCAGCAGGCGGAGGUGCGGGUGGGGGAAGAUGGGAGUGUGCGAGUGAGUGCGUGCGUGGGAGGCGUGGAGAGCACUGUGCUGCUGCAAGCCGACAGCACUGGGGCGCUCGUCAUGGCCGUGGGGGAAGGAGCCACCGCGGGCCAGGCACCCUCAGCAGCUGCAGCUGCAGUGGCGGCAGAGGGCGCAGAGGCGAGUGCAGUGGCAGCAGGUGGCGUGGGAGGGUCCUCGCUGUCUCCUACCGCGCCACAGCCCCUUGCCAUCCCAGCCUCCACUGACACUGCCCCUGGACAAGUUGUGCUGCCGCUGUGGGGGUGGCUGGGAGGGCGUGAGCCAGCCAGGGAGGCAUUGGCAGAGGCAGCGGCUCAGCUGGCUGCAAUCAGAAGCAAGCUGCCCUCCGCCUCCACACCUGCAACCCCCACCUCCCCCCCUGCACCCCCCUCCACCUCUCUGCCCGCUGCUUCCCCACCUGCACCCUCUGCUUCAGCACCUGCUCUGUUACCCACAGAGAAUGCAGCCUUGGUUGUUGGUGGUAGUGGGGAGGAGGAGGCGAGUGGGGAGGAAGAGAGGCAGAAGCAUCUGUUGUCUGCUGUUGAUGUGCCGGCUGUGGCUGAGCCAUCAGUCUCAGACGAGAAGGCAAGACAGAUAGGAGUGGAGUGGAGAGAAACAGCGGAGGGAACACUGGUGGUGAGACUGGGUGCAGGAGAGGGAGCGGGCUUGGAGAGCACAACCGUGCUCACAGUGGAUGCCACGGUGGGGGAGAAUCUGGGCCAACAAGGGGGCAGCAACAGUAACAGCAGCAGCAGCAGCAGCGAUGGUGGUGUGCUGCAAGGGCUGCAGGAGCAGUUGUCAGUGGGCCUCUCUCCCUUUGCCAGCGCCAUUCGCGCCCUCACAGGGGUGUCACUGUGGGGCGGGGGCCAGAGGGUGCAGGGCGGCAUGACAGAGGCGCAGGUGAGGGAGCAGCUGGAGGAGCUGCGGCGGAAGAGGGAGGCGCGGCGGGCGGGGGCAGAGGGGCUCAACGCUGCUCUGGCGGGGCUCAACAGCCAGAUGUUGGACCUGCAGGCCACACUGCAGGAGAACAAGCAAGCCGUCACCGAGCAGAAGAAGAUUCUCACUCGGAUGGAAGUGCUAUUGCUGGAGGCUGAAGUUAUGCAGGCGGAGUACUAG